Molecule: messenger RNA, 2301 nt
Organism: Penicillium soppii
Lineage: Eukaryota; Fungi; Ascomycota; Eurotiomycetes; Eurotiales; Aspergillaceae
Exons: 4
Coding region: 1-2301 (766 amino acids)
Molecular function (GO): protein binding
Source: RefSeq, a predicted model, not a curated record
AUGGACCCGAUAUCUAUCAUUGGUCUUGUAACAGAAGUUAGUAAUGUGUUGGCAAGCCUGAUCAAAUAUGGGAAAGCGGUUCAAAGCGCCAGCUCCGAAGUGCGAAAGCUCAGCGAAGAGCUGUUUGCUUUGAAAGGGAUCUUGGAGCACCUGGAUGCCCAAACAGAUGACAGCCCUCAACGUGAAGAGAUAUCUGCGGGGCAAUUUGAUCGUGAUGCCAUGACAAGGGUAUUGUAUACUGCAAACGAGCUCCUACAAUCCCUACUUGCCGAGCUGGAGACCCCAGAAACCAAAUUUAAGCACCUCAAACGCAAUCUUAAAUGGCCAUUUACUCAGAGUCAAGUCAACGAGCAUCUUAUUCGCCUGGAAAGAGUGAAAUCGUGGUUGAUACUUGUUCUCAUCGCAGACCAGAACUCGGCGGAUCGGAGUCUGCAGCAGGAGAUCAAUGACCUGGCAGCCGCUGUGAAAGAAGACUUGCAGAUUCGAGAUCAAGAGCGAAACAAGGCUGCCAACAAAGAGCUGUUCCAAUGGGUGGCCCCUGUCAGCCCAGAAAGCUCUCAUUUGCGAGCGUCAAAGCGGUACCGAAUGAGAACUGGCGGAUGGUUCAUCUCCGGGUACUUGCUGGGAUUCCUCAAACAAGAGAAAGAGCGGACUCUAUUUUUGUUGGGAAAAUCCGGAACUGGGAAAACUACUCUGUUUGCCCAGACUGCAGACAAGCUUACUUCGAUGGCUUCUCAAGACCCAUCGAUGUGUGUUGCUUAUUUCUACUGCACAAUCGGCGAUCAUGCCUCUCAAGUUGCGAGAAAUGUUCUUGGGUCUCUUGUGGCACAGCUCUCUGGGACAGACCCCUCAAUCUUGAGUGAUAUUCGAUUUACGUACAAUAAGGUCCCGAGGAGCCAAGCUCAUAGAUUUCCGAUUGAAACAUCUGUCCUCGAAGCUGCCAUUGUCAAAUGCGCCUCAAAGAAAUCACAGAUUGUACUACUAGUUGAUGCAGUCAACGAAAGUCGUGAUAUGAAUCUCAUUGAGGAAUCUCUUGUCCGGCUUGCUAAUUCCUGUCCAAAUAUCCGCGUUCUUAUAACCACUACAAAUGUACCGAGCUCCACCAAGAUCGACGGUGUAUCAGUCAGGAACAUCAGCCAGGAAAUGAAAGGGGAUAUCAAUAUCUUCAUCCAAUGGCGACUCGAAACUGACGAAAUAUUGAAGAAUCUCACGCCGCAAUUUAAAUCCGAAAUUGAAACAACUCUCCUGCGCAAUGCAGAUGGAUCAUUCCGCUGGGUUCAACUCUCCCUCGACAAUCUGAGCACCCAGCGAUCAGUACGAGCAAUGCGAGAAGCCCUCCGAGCCCUCCCAGGAACCCUUCGAGAAACAUACGCAAACACGCUCGAAAGAAUACCCGCAAACGACAGGAAGAUCGUCCGUGAAGCCCUAUUCUGGACAAGUUACGUCAAACAACCACUCACGCUCCGCCGCCUCAACGAAAUAGUCGUAUUAGACGAGACAAGCAAGGUCCUAGACGAGGACAUGAUGCCCAUCCCCGCACACAUCCUUCUUCAGAUAUGCCAGGGCCUCAUAACAGAAGACCAAGACGGUUGUGUGAUCCUCGCUCACUCAUCCGUCAAAGACUUCCUGACUUCCGACUGGAUCCGCUCGUCCCGAGUGAAAUAUUUCGCUCUGGAUCCGUACACGGCAGAUUUAAGAAUGAUGCAUAGAUGUCUUGCAUACCUCUGUCUUGAUAACUUCUCGCAUGGAUACAUGGCGGCUGAGAGUCCGCUCGAACUGCGCGAGAAACAUCCUUUCUUGACUUACGCCGCCAACUUCUGGCCCGAGCAUGGCUCUGCAUGUGGCUUUUCGAACAUGAUUAUGGUUCAUAAGCUUUUCGAUACGCGAUUUUUGCCUGGGAGAGGCAAUUAUGCUACAUGGUUGCAGAUGCUGUUUCGGCAAAAUUUCAAAAGUAUCGAGGAUAAUGAGGCUAUCGAUGCUACACAUCCUUUGUACUAUGCUGCUUCUUUCGGCAUGGCUCCCGUUGUCAAGUCUAUACUUAAAUCUGAUCCCAAUAUCGAUCUUAAUGCACCCGGUGGUCGUGUUGGGGCUACACCGGUGUGGAUCGCUAGUCUUCGGUUCAAUUUUGAGGUAGUUGAGAUUCUUUUGGAUGCGGGAGCUGAUCCCACUAUUCGGGAUCCUGGUAGCGGUCUUAAUGUUCUUGACCUUUUGAGGAUGGUUCCGACUGUGGGUCGAAAUUAUCGUGGUCUACGGCCUAUUUUGGCUCGUCCGGCGCCUUGGAAGAAAAACGGCAAAGAAUGA